Kockovaella imperatae is the source of this 1354-nucleotide messenger RNA. RefSeq lists its product as hypothetical. The transcript is spliced from 3 exons. The record is from RefSeq and is a predicted model, not a curated record. Lineage: Eukaryota; Fungi; Basidiomycota; Tremellomycetes; Tremellales; Cuniculitremaceae. Bases 103 to 858 code for a protein of 251 amino acids.
CAUCUUGCAGAGCUUGAUAGGACGCAGGAAGAGGCUAGACGAGUGCAGAAAGACGUCAUGGCGCAGGAAGUAGCGGACGACGUGGCAACUUGACACCUGCCGAUGACGGAUCACGAUUUGUCCCACUUCGUUGUUAACACUCGACAUCGACCUGAGGAUCCUAAAGACUCUCGCUUCCGCUACAAAUUACUUGACAUGUGCAUACCUGUCGCGGCCAAGCUCGGCCUAGCUAAGGCAAAGUCAUGCAUCGAAGUGUACUCCAUCGCCGCCGAUGGGUCAUCGACGCUGCUCGAUCCACCUGCUUCCGUUUCCGGAGCAUACGGCGCAAGAAGGACAUCUAAACCGUCUGACUCCGCAGCAUCCGUGUUAGCGACCCGUGAUGAGGCUCCGCUGUCAAAGCUACCACCGAUGCCUCCGAAGAAAUGCUCGUCCAAGUCGGGCGCCCUCAUAUCGGGAUUGGCGCUCUCCGAACCUUUGGUCAACUGCAGUUUAUCCAACUUGAAUUCUAGAGCGUCGAUCGUGCCCAUCACACUUGAACGAUCGUCAUCGAAAUCUGAAGCACCAUCCUCCUCUUCCUCUGGAGGAUGCAUUGACGUGUCUGGGUCUCUAUCUGCAUCGCUUAUCACGACAGUUGGGCCCGAGGUCGUUACGAUUGUUCGCCCAUCUUAUUUUCGUAGUCUUUUUUUGGGUUUCGCCGUCAAAGGGCGAGCGGGCCGCCCUCCUUGGUGGUUGUUGUCAUCUCCAUGCUCGUCGUCGACAUCCAUAAAAGACCGCUUACUCCCUCUCGAGCAUUGUGAGAGAGUGUCGGUCGGAUUAUCGGGAGCGCGCAUAGAAGAGGCCGACGUGAGAUGCUCGUAGAGUGCUCGAGCGCUUUGGUUCCUUGGUUUCUGAUCUCUCCAUGUCGUCUUCAGGCUCAAACCGCAAUGAGACACAGUGUGAUUUGCGUUAGAGGUGUCUUUGUCGACAGGGUACGCCGCCAAUCCUCGACCAAGCAGGCGGUGGCAAUGAGAAUCCUCUGUAGCCUUUUCCAAUCCCCAGCGAUACACCCCAAAUCUCUCUCCCUUCAUGCCGAUUGGUCAUAGGCGGCCGUUGGAAGGUCUGGAUCACCACGACAAAGGAUGGUGAUCUCAGAAUCGAGGAUAAAUGCGCUCGCGAAUCGUCCAGGCGAGAGUCGUGAGAGAUACGAGCCGAGGACUUUUCUCACUCUGCAUAGGAUGAUGAGUUGGGUCGAAUCAGACUGAUCAGAAAUCAAUCAUUGCCAAUGUCAUAGAAACGAGGUGAAGAGCGGGGAUCUGCCGGAAGCCAAGCUGCGCCGCUAGAGGCUUAGAAGUCAGCCUCCGGUCAAACUGGGUAC